AUGCCUUCACGAGCUGAAGUCGUCACUAUGGAAUGUCGUGAAACCAAGCAUGUAGUUACCAAAUGGAGUAGAGUCACAAGUCAAGCACACGAAGCUUUGUUUACCAGCACAGUAAAUUGGGCGAGAGCCCUAUAUUUGUCGCUACAGGAAAGCAGUCUUAUGAACUGUCCGUCUGCGUGCCAAGCAAAGAUUUAUAUUUAUCACACCAGACAUGGGAAUCGUGAAACCCCCCUGUCAAGUAAACAACCGACGCUCACCAAUCCACCAAAGUCUAUUAGAUCCACCGCUGCCAAUGCCAUCGCCGAGCCGAUGUUUCCCACCCAGUUCAACUCCUGUCGUUCCUUACAAGAUGUCGAUGUCACCGAAGGUGAUUGGCACGUUGAUGUUCAGGCCGGAGGUGGUGGUGCAGGUCUGGUCACCGCUGCCGUUGUUGAUACAGCAAACUUGUUGGCCGCAGGCAGGUGCGAGCAGGCCGGGAAGGAGACAGGAGAGAGAGAUGAGAGCGUCACCGGUACAGCAGGUGAGCUCACCGGUGGAGCAGGUGUUGUUGUUGUCGCUGCCGUCGUGGUCGCCCUCGGAGGGGUACUCGGGCUCAUCGUGCUCGGGCUCGUCGUGCUCCGGCUCCUCGGGGUCAAGAGGAAGGUUGGAGGUGGGGUCCUCAGGGUCGACUGGAAGACCCGGGGUACCGGGGAGGUUUGGGAGACCCGGGGUGCCUGGGAGGUUGGGGAGACCGCCCUCGGGGAGAGACGGGACACCGACGCCAGAGCCGCAGGUAGGGUCAACUGGGAGCUCGUGGGGCAGAGCCUGGGCGCCGAUGAGGCAGAGGAGGACGGUUGGCACGAAGAAACGCAUUUUGGUGAUUGGGUUUGAGGUGGUGGGUUGGUUGAUUAGGUAUUAAUUGAAAUGUAAAGAGUGUAUUAAGUCAGUAAAGAGUACUGUUAACGAGUGGAAGCAGUCGAUAGACGCGGUGUAGAAGUAGAUGCUGGAUGCUGAAAAAAGAUACUCGAGGGUGCGAGAUGAGGCUCCUUUAUAGGAAUUUGAGUGUUGCUCUAGACAAGCGGCACAGGGGCGAACCAUGGUGGACUAUUGAUCUGCUCAUCGUUAAUGCUAGUUGCCGUUACUGUGAAAUGAUUAUCAUUUUGCUUAUUAUUGAUCAGCAUCCUAGAGUCCCACCCUACUGGGAGCUUGUCGUUAAUCAUCAGGCAUCCAGACAUUAUACCCAUGCCUUAAUGAGGAAAGUUUAUCAGUAGUCUGCUCGCAAUGUAUGGGCAGACCAUCACAGUAUACUUUCAAAAUGCAGUAAGAUAUGGAGCUAACCUGGCAGAAGCCGCAUCAUGAAGUUAUUCGUGGAGUGCACAGAUACAAU
Molecule: messenger RNA, 1366 nt
Organism: Pseudovirgaria hyperparasitica
Lineage: Eukaryota; Fungi; Ascomycota; Dothideomycetes; Acrospermales; Acrospermaceae
Exons: 1
Coding region: 1-870 (289 amino acids)
Source: RefSeq, a predicted model, not a curated record